AGAGCUCUUGGGUCUAUCAGAAUCCAGAAUGAAGACUUUUGAUGCAAAUGACCUGUAUCAGGGACAGAAUUUCAGCAAAGUUCUCAGCUCUCUUGUGGCUUUAAACAAGGUGACUGCUGACAUAGGGCUGGGUAGUGACUCUGUAUGUGCACGUCCCUCAUCUCAUCGGAUAAAAUCUUUCGAUUCUCUGGGAUCCCAGUCUUUACACAGCAGAACUUCAAAACUCUUUCAGGGACAGUAUCGGAGUUUGGACAUGACAGAUAACAGCAACCAUCAGUUGGUGGUGAGAGCAAAAUUUAAUUUUCAGCAGACAAAUGAAGAUGAACUUUCUUUUUCAAAAGGAGAUAUUAUUCACGUUACAAGAGUGGAAGAAGGAGGCUGGUGGGAAGGAACUCUAAAUGGCAAAACAGGGUGGUUUCCAAGUAACUACGUACGAGAAAUAAAAUCAAACG
Messenger RNA from Eurypyga helias (sunbittern), 452 nucleotides. RefSeq names its product rho guanine nucleotide exchange factor 7-like. Gene Ontology annotation, molecular function: protein binding. The annotation marks the transcript as partial. The record is from RefSeq and is a predicted model, not a curated record. The transcript is spliced from 4 exons. Lineage: Eukaryota; Metazoa; Chordata; Aves; Eurypygiformes; Eurypygidae.